GGUUGGUUUGACAAGAUGGCGGCGGCGGGGCGGCGCGGGCCCAGUCAUCGCGUACAGAGCGUCCCAGCUUCCAGCCCGGGAGCGGGUUUGUGAAGCGGGCCGCGCGAGCCCCAGGCAUGGGCUUGCCGCCGCCGGCCCCUCUGCUCUUGGGGCUUCUCCUUCUGCUGGGCGUCCUGAGGCCGCUGGGGGGGGGACCUGGGUUUUUCAUCCCUGCUUUCAUCCGUAUGACCGGCCCUGCUGUCAGCGCUUCCCUGGUCGGAGGCACCGAGGAUGUGACCGUGUCCCUGGCCUUGCUGCAGGACAAGGAGGGCUUAUUGCCAACCCCAGCUUGUGGAGCGCUGACCAAUGAGACGGGAGACUGGAGCUUGACUGUGACCCCCAGUGUGAGCGCGUUGGAUGUGACAGUGAGGCUGAAGAGGGGUCUGCAAGGGUGUUCCGCUAACGAGACAGAUCCCUUCUCAGAGCCCCCGUGUGUUGUCCAAACUCUUCUGGUUUCGGCAUCUCACAAUUCGUCCUGUUUAGCACAUCUGCUCAUUCGAGUGGAGAUUUACGCCAACUCUUCUUUGGCCCGGAAUGCAUCAGAGAAUGUGACUGUUAUUCCCAACCAGGUGUAUCAACCCCUGGGUCCUUGUCCUUGUAAUUUGACCGCUGGGGCCUGUGACGUCCGCUGUUGCUGUGACCAGGAAUGCUCGUCGGAUCUCACAGGACUGUUCAGAGAGGCCUGUUUCACCGGCGUUUUUGGAGGCGAUGUCAACCCUCUGUUUGACCAGCUGUGCUCCGCGCCGGGGGCGCCGGAGGCGCCGGAGGCGCCGGAGGCCCCGGGCUGGUUCCCGUUCCUGUGUGUGCAGUCGCCGCUGGCCAACUCGCCCUUCCUGGGCUACUUCUACCACGGCUCCGUUUCCUCUAGGCCACAGGCUUCUGCCGAAGUGUAUCUGCAUACUGAUCUGAGAGACUUCUCAGACUUCGGUUACAAACAAGGAGAUCCAAUCAUGACUGUCGACAAGGCAUAUUUUACCAUUCCGCAGGUGUCCCUGGCUGGGCAGUGCCUACAGAACGCACCGGUGGCUUUCCUUCAGAAUUUCGAUGUGCAGUGCGCCACUCGUUUGGAAGUAUCCCAGGAACGAGAUGGUAUUAUCAAUGCCAAGAUCAAGAAUGGUGUGCUGGGAGGCAUCGUUACACCAAGAGUAAUCUAUGAGGAAGCAACCGACCCAGACAAGUUCAUCACCAGGACAGAAACACUUUUAAGUAAUGGAUCGGCCCCCAGAAAUGUGAAUGUGGAAGAACAUUAUAUUUUCAGAUGGAAUAAUAAUACAAUCAGCGAAAUAAGUGUCAAAAUUAUUAGGGUAGCAAUCAAUGCUCACCAGAAAGGGAUCAUGACACAGAGAUUUACAGUAAAAUUUUUAAGCUAUAAUAGUGGUGAUGAAAAGGAAUUUUCUGGAAAUCCAGGUUACCAACUUGGCAAGCCUGUUCGAGCUCUAAAUGCCAACAGGGUGAAUAACGUGACGACUCUGCACCUUUGGCAAUCGGCUGGAAGGGGUUUGUGUACAUCAGCAACUUUCAAACCCAUUUUAUUUGGAGAAAAUGCACUAUCUGGAUGUCUUUUAGAAGUUGGGACCAGUGAAAACUGUACUCAGCUCAGGGAGAAUGCUGUUGAACUACUUGAUUCAUUAAUACAAGCAACUCAUGUUGCAAUGAGAGGCAACUCCAAUUACAACGAUCCUAGCGAUGGCUGGGUCGAAAUAAUACGCGCAGAUGCCCCCGACACAGACACAGGGGCAGACCCAUCGGUUAGUGUGAAUGGCAUCUGCACGGAUAUUCCUGCCCGGCUCAACGUCCGCAUCCUCAGCUCAGAUGCUGGUGCAGUGGAAGGGAUUACUCAGCAGGAGAUACUUGGCAUAGAGACAAGGCUCUCCUUAGUGAACUGGCAGUUCCAGUGUGGGCUUACUUGCGAAGAUAAGGCCGACCUUUUCCCUGUCAGUGCGUCCGUCCAGUUUAUUAAGAUACCUGCACAGUUACCCCGUCCACCAACAAGAUUCCAGAUCAAUUUUACAGAGUAUGACUGUAACAGAAAUGAAGUGUGUUGGCCACAACUUCUAUAUCCUGUGACCUGGUAUUAUCAAGGGGAGCCUUAUUCUCAGUGCGUGGCCAAGGGCUUACUAUUGGUAUCGUUUUUCAUGUUAGCUGUGUUCCUCAGUAGCCCCUGGGCCAGAACAUGCCAAGUGUGAAAUUUCAGCUACCAUCUGACUUCUUGCAGACCACAGACUUCAGUGAUUGGUUGUACUUCUGUGUACCUCUCUGUAAAAUUAUAAUAAAUGCAGCGCUUUA
Panthera uncia (snow leopard) is the source of this 2325-nucleotide messenger RNA. It is a transcript of the gene TCTN2, whose product is annotated as tectonic family member 2. The record is from RefSeq and is a predicted model, not a curated record. Gene Ontology annotation, biological process: protein localization to ciliary transition zone; cilium assembly; smoothened signaling pathway. The coding region runs from base 117 to 2225 and encodes 702 amino acids. NCBI's taxonomy places the organism in Eukaryota, Metazoa, Chordata, Mammalia, Carnivora, Felidae. The transcript has 18 exons. Gene Ontology annotation, cellular component: MKS complex.